AUGGUUGCGGCAGUCGCCCUCGUCCUGGCUGUGCUGGCCAUCCAGCACGGGCUGAAGCCCGAUGCCCAGACAGAUGUGGCCACGGCCCAGCGGAUGCAGCAGCGUGAGGAGUAUCUGCGUCAGGAGAUGACUCGGCUGCUGCAGGAGGUUGAGCGGAGCAGGGGCGCGGAGGAAGCCACGCUCCUUUCUGUGUUGCAGCAGCGGCUGCUGUGGAUCGCUGCAGGAGCCCUGGUCCUGCUCGCUGAGGUCUGCUGGCUGGCCAGGGAAACGAAGCUUACCUGGGACAGCUGCAGCGAGCAGGACAGCUCCAGCAGCAAGGAGGAGGACGAUGAGGAGGAGGAAGACCUCAAUGGUGCACACAACGGCAUCAGGUCUUUGGCUGCAUCCACCCCAUCGCCGACUCAGGGCCUGCCCGACACGUGCAAGGUGCUGCAGGAGCUGGUGGGUGACCUCCUUGGUGUCUGCCGCGUGCUUUGCAAGAGGACUUUCAUGCCGCAGAUGCACCCGGCCAUUGGGAUGGACGGCACCUGUGAAGCCUGGAGCGUCCAGGAGAACAGCAUCGCCUACCGCCUGCUCGUGUUCCUGCGGCCACCCCCCGGGCACUCUUUCAGCCUGGAGCUGGGCACCACGGGGCAGCUGCCAGCAAGGCACUCCAGCAUCCGUGUGGUGCGGGAGUGCAUGUGCUCGAGGGAGCCGCUGCUGGGGGAUGUUCUGUGCUUUCUCCACCACCCCGACGGCACGCUGCCCAGGGACCAGAGCUCGGACCUCCUACGCACCCUCUGCACAGGCUCCUACUUGGACGUGGAGAAAAUCGCCUGCUGGGUCCAACUGUUGGUGAGAUCAGCCUGGCUGCUUCUGCCUCAGUCGCCCCACUGCCAGCUGACGGUGCUGCCCUCCUCCCACUCCUGCCGGUUCCAGCUGACAAGCACCUCCAAGAUGAACAUCUGCACGGAGAUGAUUUUUGCAGUGCAGCAAGGCAGCUCAGGCGCCUACCUGCGCCUUGAGUAG
Molecule: messenger RNA, 1008 nt
Organism: Gymnogyps californianus (California condor)
Lineage: Eukaryota; Metazoa; Chordata; Aves; Accipitriformes; Cathartidae
Product: inositol 1,4,5-trisphosphate receptor-interacting protein-like 1
Exons: 1
Coding region: 1-1008 (335 amino acids)
Cellular component (GO): membrane
Source: RefSeq, a predicted model, not a curated record